AUGGGUGACAAAUUUCACGAUAAUCAAGAAGUAGAAGAAGUACUUGACACCCUUUCCCUCACCGAUUUCCCAACAACCCAACAUCAAGAUCACCGGAAUCCGCCAUCACCACCACCAUCACCAUCGCCAUUACCCACCGAAGAAUAUUUUGAGUUUUUCUCGGGAGAUUUGGGUGAUUAUCCCGAAGACAAGAUGAUGUCUCAUGCAGAAGACAUCAUAUUCUGCGGUAAGCUUGUACCCAUCAAUGAACAGCACCACCGGCAAAAACCACCGCCGCAAAGAGAAAACAAUCACCACCACCGUCAACCGUAUCUUUGCCGGCGGUCGGAAUCAAUGUCAGAGGUCAAGAGCCCACCGGCGAGUGAACUCGUUAGAACCAGUCGUUCAUUGGAUUACAAGAAGCUGCACAGGAACACAAGCAUGAGUUCCGAACCGCCACCGGAGAUUGGUCGUGAUGGUUCCGGAAAGAAACCUUCUUCACGAUGGUAUGUGUUUUUCUUUGGGCUAGUGAAGGUGCUACCGCCGGAGAUGGAUCUUCAGGACAUGAAGAACCGGCAGGUUCGCCGGACAACAUCGAAGACACUUGUUUCUUCUUCAGAAUCCGGUGACGUCGGUCCGGUUAACCGGAGUGGCGAUCACCAGAAAUGUUCUUGGAGAGUACUUGGUUUUCUCAGUUGCAAAUCGUCAGCUAGUGCUGCCGUAACGACGCCGUUACAUCACAUCCCCAAAGUUUAA
Messenger RNA from Cynara cardunculus var. scolymus (artichoke), 735 nucleotides. RefSeq lists its product as uncharacterized. The transcript has a single exon. Bases 1 to 735 code for a protein of 244 amino acids. Lineage: Eukaryota; Viridiplantae; Streptophyta; Magnoliopsida; Asterales; Asteraceae. The record is from RefSeq and is a predicted model, not a curated record.